AUGUCCUGGCUUUUCUUCUCAUCCCCUUUUGCCUUCUUUGUUUUCAUCAACAUUCCUUUAGCCUCAAGCUUUGUUGGGUACACAAGUUGUAGCAACAAGUUCAACUGUGGAGAGAUCACAAACGUUGGUUUUCCUUUCUGGGGAUACGGCAGGCCAGAGAGUUGUGGAUAUCCAGAACUGAAUCUCACAUGUUCCGAGAGUGUCACCACUAUAGGGAUUAUGGGGGUCCAAUACAGAGUGUUGAAGAUAAACCAAGAAGCUGAAGAAACACUCAAACUUGUGAGAGAUGACUACUAUGACAAAAUUUGUUCUCCAAAGUUUGGGGACACCAAACUGAAUUCCAAUCUUUUCGACUAUGUUUCAGGCUCUGUCGAUGUUAAAUUACUGUAUGAUUGUAUUUCUAGCUCACAACGUGACUUCAGUUGCCCCAAGGAUGAAACUUAUGGUAAUGUGGCCGCCGUACUUCCAGCUUUUCCGGUGCCUCUCAUGUGUAAAUCACAGAUGGUGAUUCGGAUUCAGGACGCAAUGAGUUUCAGUAUCUUUAGUUCAAAGAAUGUAACAGAACUUGAACAGGCAGUUAGAGAAGGAUUUGAGGUGAAGUAUAAGGUGGACAGUGCAAAAUGUGAUGAGUGUGUUGGUUCAAAGGGUGUUUGUGGUUAUGAUUGGGGUUUGAGUGAGACUGUUUGCCAUUGCCCGAAUCAAAGUUCUGCGUCCCGGAAUUGUUCUGCCACAGCAGAGGCCAUAGACAAUCCAGUUUUGCCAUCAGCUAAAGUUGCUAGGCAGGACUAUUGGAGAACUAUCUGUCCUCAGACUUAUGUCAACACCAACAUCAACUUCUCUCUGUUUAAUUAUUCGUCUGGGCUUACAAACCUGACCUUUUACUACGCGUGCAAUACAAGUAUAACUAUCCCGGGGCUGGGGGAUAACUUUACUUCCCAAGUUUGCAGUACGAACAACGGUAACAUUACUGUUUGGUCUUUCACCCAGAGUCCCCCAGUUGAUCCAGUUGCUGCCCGCGCCUGUACAACUGGGAUCAGUGUUCCGGUUUUUACGACAGCUGCUCAGGCUCUAAUGGCCAGUCAAAAAACUAUCCAGGAAGUCGUAGAUGAAGGCUUUGAAUUGGGAUUGGAGAUUGAUAAUGUUCAAUGCAACAAUUGUUCGGAAUCAGGAGGGAAGUGUGGGCUUAACACGACUAGUGGUGGAUUCAGUUGCUUUUGCCAGGAUCAGGCCUAUGCAACCACAUGUAAUGCAAAAGGCUCAUCUGUUUAA
Prunus dulcis (almond) is the source of this 1269-nucleotide messenger RNA. RefSeq names its product LEAF RUST 10 DISEASE-RESISTANCE LOCUS RECEPTOR-LIKE PROTEIN KINASE-like 2.7. The transcript is spliced from 3 exons. The record is from RefSeq and is a predicted model, not a curated record. The coding region runs from base 1 to 1269 and encodes 422 amino acids. NCBI's taxonomy places the organism in Eukaryota, Viridiplantae, Streptophyta, Magnoliopsida, Rosales, Rosaceae. Gene Ontology annotation, molecular function: polysaccharide binding.